GCUCCCCGGCGCCCUUCGCGCCCAUCCUGUGCGGGGCUAGCGCAGUUUACCCGCAGCUGGAAGUGCCCCGCGGCGGGAGCAGGAAACCGGGGGAAAGCGCCGCUCCCCGGCCCCCGAUAGACUCACCCAGGCAUCCGGGACGGGAGCCGGGCUCCGGGGCUCGCUUGGGCGCUCUCCCUCUGCGGGAGUCGGGGCCGGAGGGGAAGGGGCCGCCGGGGAGCCGUGCGCGGACCUGGCGCUGAUACUUUCACCUUCCCAACGGGCCCCUCCCAGCCCAGCGGCCCGGAGCCGCCCCCCACCCCGCAGGCAGACGAAGCGGGUUAAAUUCCCGCGCCGGGCGGACGCUUAGGAGGCGGGAUCCGGGCAGGCCGGUCCCGGAGACAAGCGGGGCUUUUCCUUGCCGCCGCGGGCAGGGGUCCCCGGGCCAGCUCCGUGGGGAGCCGUCCAGGACCCCGCUCCUCCCCCUGCUGCUGGGGCCCGCUCGCCCGGCCCCGCCCGGGGAGCCGAGGGGAGGAGGAAAUCAGCUGCUGUCCCUUUAACAGGCGCUGGCGCUGAGCGGAGUUCAGGCCGGGGUCAGUGGGAGUUCGCAGCCCGGGCUUUACCUUUGCGCCUAGCCGUGCGCCGGCGGCACAUGCUGCCUCCUGCGCUGCGCCCCGGAGCGGCCGCCGGGCCUGGCACGCAGGGCGCAGCGAGCGCCGAGGGAGGCAGCGCCUUGGCAGCACAGCCCGCGGAGCUGGCAUGGGCCGGAGGCGCCGGCUGGCGGCGGGGAGCGCACGGCGGGGACCCAGGGGCUGAGGCUGCUGCUCAGGGGACAUGAGAGUCCGCAGAGACCUCGGCUGGCUGGCGGAAGCGACGGAGCCCCCAGGUGGCGGGAGGAGCCCCAUGCUGGAGGCCAUGGAGAUGCCGAGCCACUCCAGACAGCUGCUCCUACAGCUCAACACGCAGCGGGCCAAGGGCUUCCUGUGCGACGUGAUCAUCGUGGUGCAGAACGCGCUGUUCCGCGCGCACAAGAACAUCCUGGCGGCGAGCAGCGUCUACCUGAAGUCGCUGGUGGUGCACGACAACCUGCUCAACCUGGACCACGAGAUGGUGAGCCCGGGCGUCUUCCGCCUGGUGCUGGACUUCAUCUACACCGGCCGCCUGGGCGAGUGCGAGCCGGGCGAGCAGGGCCUGGGCGCCGUGCUGGCGGCCGCCAGCUACCUGCAGGUGCCGGCCCUGGUGGCUCUGUGCAAGAAGAAGCUGAAGCGGACGGGCAAGUACUGCCACCUGCGAGGCGGCUACAGCCCCUACGGCAAGAUGGCCAGGGGGCUGCGGGCCACCACCCCCGUCAUCCAGACCUGCUAUUCGGCUGGCCCCCGGCCUGUGGACAUGCAGCCAGGCGAGCCCCACAGCACCCAGUGCGGGGAGCUCUAUGCCUCUGCCUCCCAGGGCACCGCCCUGCACCAGCCUGGGCUCUGCCCACCCGAGAGGCACUGCUCCCCCCCCUGCGGCCUGGACCUCUCCAAAAAGAGCCCCACCAGCCCUUCCUCCCAGCUGCUGCCCACAGACAGACUCCACCCGGGGGACAGCAGGGAGCCCUUGCUGCCCCCCGGGCACGACAGCCCCCCGGGCAGCGCUUCCCUGCUGGCCAACCACAGCUCCGCCUACAAAGACCCUCCCCAGGUGGGCGAAGGUGUGAUCCACCCCGCGGAGCGCUUCCGUGGCAGCCCGCCCUGUGCCGAGCCCCUUGCCCGGGCCGAAGGCCGCGACUUCCUGUACCGCUGGAUGAAGCACGAGCCCCCGGGCAGCUACCUGGAGGAGUGUGAGGCGGAGAAAGAGCCUGAGCGGGAGGAGAAGGCCGAGUCGCCCCCGCAGUCCCGCUACCCCAGCAUCGAGAGCAACGAGCUGGAGAACGACAACAGCACCAGCGAGGACACGGGCAGCAGCGAGGGCCCAUCCCCCGGGGGCACCCUGGGCCCCUACUGCAGCCACCUGGCCUACGAGCCCGAGAGCCUGGGGGACAACCUGUACGUGUGCAUCCCAUGUGGCAAGGGCUUCCCCAGCUCGGAGCAGCUCAACGCCCAUGUGGAGGCCCACACCGAGGAGGAGCUGUACCACAAGGCGGCCUCGGAGCAGGCCGGCCCCUUCCUGGACAAAGGUGGCCAGAGCCUGGGCGACAUCAUCCGGCCCUACCGCUGCUCCUCCUGCGACAAGGCCUACAAGGACCCGGCCACGCUGCGGCAGCACGAGAAGACGCACUGGCUCACGCGGCCCUACCCCUGCACCAUCUGCGGCAAAAAGUUCACGCAGCGCGGCACCAUGACGCGGCACAUGCGCAGCCACCUGGGCCUCAAGCCCUUCGCCUGCGACGCCUGCGGCAUGCGCUUCACCCGGCAGUACCGGCUCACCGAGCACAUGCGCAUCCACUCGGGCGAGAAGCCCUACGAGUGCCAGGUGUGCGGCGGCAAGUUCGCCCAACAGCGCAACCUCAUCAGCCACAUGAAGAUGCACGUGGCCGGGCCCGACGGCAAGGCCAAGCUGGACUUCCCUGAGAGCGUCUUCGCCAUGGCGCGGCUCACGGCUGACCAGCUGGGCCUCAAGCAGGAGAAAGCGGCCGAGCUGCUGUCGCACACCUCACACUUCCUCAGCGACCCCAAGGGCCUGGAGAGCCUGUACCCGCUGGCCCGGUUCACAGCCGAGCACCUGGGGCUGAGCCAGGAGAAGGCGGCUGAGAUGCUGGGUCCAGGCCCACUGCUUCAUGGCGACCGGACCAUAGAGCGCUAUUCGCCCACCUAAUGGGGUGGCCCGAGACCCCCAGGGUCGCCCACCGCAGCUAGAGCCAAAGAGGCCGCGUGGCUGCCGGGUCUGCAGAUCCUGUGGGUCCCUCCUCAGAUGGACUCUCUGUAGCAUUUGGGGAGUGGGAAAUUUUUUCCCUGAAAAUGUGCAGUGAUGGAGAUCUUCCGCCUCCCCCCACUUCAUGGGGACAGACCAGACCAGCCGAACAGCGAGGGGAGGCCAAGCCCCUAGCUGGGGGUCCCACCCGAGUGCUGCUGUUGUGGGGCUGGGAGUAAUGUGCUGCAGGGGUGGGGCUGUUUACAGCUGGGCUAUGGCUUGGUGCAAAUAGUAAGGUGAUGGGGUGGGGCUGUGAUCAAACCCCACUUACUGGCCCCCGGCAUCCAUCCCCUCUUGCGUCCUGUCAGCUGCUCCCUGGAGGGCUGCCAGGAGCCGUGCCCAGACACAAUGCAGUCUGUACCGUGCCCCUGCCUUACCUGGCACAGCCACCACGUGCCCAGCAGGGGCUGGUGCCUCCCAGCACAAGGAAAAUGUGAACCUGCCUCCUACCUCAGGAGCCAGUCGCUCCCCUCCCUGGGACUCAAGGAGGGCCAUGGCAGUCUUCCCCCCCAAACUCCCUGCUGCAGCUGGACCCAGUACGAGCACAAUAACCCAGCUCUAGGCCCAUUGCUUAAAUCUGCCUGCCCUGCCCCCAGGCCUAGGCUGCCUCUGCUCAGGCCCCCUCGGAGCCCAGCUUCCCAAUGGCGCCAGGCCCGGGGGAGCCAAGGGCUCUGCGAGGGACACAGACGUUUGCUGUUGAAGCAACUGCAGCUCCGCUUUGUGCCUCAUGAAAAUCGGCUUUCGCAGCUGCCUUCAGCUGGGAUCCCCCUGGCUUUGCUCACCAGCCUGAACUCCGGCUCGAGAGCGCGGCCCAGCCUGCUGCAAAAGCACUGGGGCCCCUCAGUUGUCCAGGGCUCUCGUGUCCAUUGGGCACGGGCUGCACCUCAGCCAGGAGGGGCUGUCAGUGCCUGCAAGCCUGUCCUGCCUGGCUCGACCCCUGGUAGGAUGGGUGGUGGGCAGCAGGAACAGAUCUUACCCAAGUAGGCUUGUCCCAGCAGCUGGGCGCUGCCUUCCUUUGGAGGAGCAGAACUUCAGCUGCGGCCACCACCCAGCACGGAGCUGCCCGUGGGCACAGCUUUGGCCAGCGGCCGG
Molecule: messenger RNA, 3963 nt
Organism: Terrapene triunguis (Three-toed box turtle)
Lineage: Eukaryota; Metazoa; Chordata; Testudines; Emydidae
Product: hypermethylated in cancer 1 protein
Biological process (GO): regulation of transcription by RNA polymerase II
Cellular component (GO): nucleus
Molecular function (GO): RNA polymerase II cis-regulatory region sequence-specific DNA binding; DNA-binding transcription factor activity, RNA polymerase II-specific; protein binding
Source: RefSeq, a predicted model, not a curated record